AUGUCGCAGUCGAAGCUUUCGGCGUUUGGCUUCACGGCAAAAGACGCACAAACAAACGAUGCUCGGCAAGGAUCGAGUGAAGAGUGUCAGCCGUCGACCAGUACAGACACUUCUUGUUCUAAAAUCCCCAAAAAGUACCCUAAACGUUUUCAAAAUAAGUGGUUGUCUGAGUUUUCCUGGCUGAAAUUUGAUUCCGAGAAAGGAACUAUGCACUGUUUGACUUGUUCAAAACCUAAUGUUACAAGUUCAGCUAGUAUAUUCGUCACGGGUUGUAAAAAUUUUCAACGGUCAGCACUUGUUAGACAUCAGGAUAGUGAUGAGCAUCGUUCUGCAGCCUUGGCUGUUAAGCAAAAAAUGUACAUGGACACUGCUGUCAAAGUUGUUGCCAAGGGGAUGUUGCCAAUAUUAGAAGCACAACUCAGAACAGCACUAUACAUGGCAUCUGAAAAUAUUGCAAACAGGAAGUUUCUUAGCAUGAUACACCUACAGAUAGCUAACACCCAUCGAUUUGCUGCUAGUGCAGGGACUAGUAUGGACCCAGUUGAGCGCCAGCAUGUGAAGGGUAUCUACACCAACCACCAGACACCAGCCAAACUCCAGGGCUAUUUAGCGAAUGUUUUGCAGGAAAUGGCUAUUGUCAGAAUACAUAAUAGUCCAUUUAUAGGAAUUAUGGUCGAUGAGUCACUAGACAUUGCAACAACUAAAAAACUUGUAAUGUUUUGCAAGAUAAUUAAUAAUGGUGAAAUUAGAAUUGAGUUUUGUUCAAAUAUAGACAUUGUCAAUGGUAAAGCUGAGACUGUGUAUGAUGCAAUUGUCAGUUGGCUUCAGUCUGUAGGUAUUCAAAGCGACCGGGUCUCUGGGUUUGGCAGUGAUGGGGCAGCAGUCAUGACAGGUAAACGCUCAGGAGUAGGUGUCCGACUGCAAGCUGACAACCCCCGUAUCAUUCACAUAUGGUGUGCAGUCCAUCGGGUAGCUCUAGUGUCUUACUGGGCAGCUAAGAAAAUCCCCUAUCUUCAAAAAGUUCAAUCAGUUUUGAUUAAUAUUUAUAACUUUUAUGAAUAUUCUGCACCUAGGUAUAACAAAAUAAGGGAAUUAAAAACACUGAUGGGUGGUAAAGUUAAAAAGUUCAAAAAACCAACUCAGGUAAGGUGGUUGUCUUUGCAAGAUGCAAUUGAGUCAGUGUACAACAGCUGGUCAUCAUUGGUACUUUGGCUUGAACAUGAAGUUGCAUCAGCACCUCAGAGCGAGGGUGGAAAUAAAGCUAAAGGUAUUUUAAAAGAAGUCAAAACAUUCAAAUUUAUUUCAACAGUGUGCCUUCUUAAAGAUAUCUUAGCUUCCUUGUGUAAAGUUUCAAGGUUUUUUCAAAAGGAUGUCAUAGACAUACAUCAUGUUGUUUCUAUGAUUACUGCCACCAGAGACACCCUGUCUGCAUUUGAAAGGCCAGAUUCUGAAACCAGCACAGUACUGACUUUAUUAGAAAGUAUUGAAGAAAGUGGUAUGUUUCAGGGUAUAACCCUGACAUGCUCUCUUAGAGAUAGGGCUGUGCUGUGUUCAGUCAGAAGAAAUUUUGUUAGGCAUAUACUUAGAGAAUUUGAUGAGAGAUUUCCUGCUGAUGACAUGGCAGUUUUGAAGGACAUGAAUUUCAUACUUAACCCAUCUCUACUGCCAGGUUCUCAGCAGGGAAUCAUUGAACAUGGUGUUGAUAGUCUGAACAGAGUUUUGAACUUUUUUGGUGAUAUGCUAAAUGCUCAAGAGACAAGGGACAAUUUCAUGCAGUUCAAAUUUUUAUUGAAUGUGAACAGACAACUCAGCCUUCAAAAUAUGUGCUUGCUGCUGGUUUCAACUCACAAUGAAACAUACCCAAACUUUGCAAAAAUGGCAUCUGUACUGAUGACAGUACCCCUCACAUCUGUGCCCUGUGAGAGGGGAUUCUCUUCUCAAAACAGACAUGUGAGCAAGUUCACAAGCAAACGUCUUGUGAAAAAUGUUGAAAACCGCAUGACCAUUGAAUAUUAUAUGAAACAGAAACCCAACACUGAUGAAAUCAUACAAAGGGCUGUAGAAAAAUGUAACCUGGCAGCUGUACAGUAG
Molecule: messenger RNA, 2091 nt
Organism: Mercenaria mercenaria
Lineage: Eukaryota; Metazoa; Mollusca; Bivalvia; Venerida; Veneridae
Exons: 2
Coding region: 1-2091 (696 amino acids)
Molecular function (GO): protein dimerization activity
Source: RefSeq, a predicted model, not a curated record